AUGCAGGAGCCAGUGGAGGUCUGUACAGGCCACGAGAGCACAGUGAGGAGGCAGCAGGAGGCAGCAGAAGAGUCCCUUUCUCAACAGCAUCCAGAGUUUGAGAUUCAUAUCCAAGAGACAGUGACUGUGCAGCAGGGCCUAUGUGUCUCCAUCCCCUGCUCUUUCCAUUACCCCCCAAAAUACACUAAUAACAACACAACCUAUGGAUACUGGUUCUACGGGACAGACAAUACAACACCAGUGGCCACCAACAACCCCCAGAGGAAAGUCCAUCCCUCGGCCCAGGGCCGAUUCCACCUCGUUGGCAACCUACAGAAGGACAACUGCUCCCUGAUCAUUACUGGGGUACAGAAGCUGGAUCACAGGAAGUACUGGUUCCGGGUGGAGAAGGGAAAUCUGAAAUACAGUUACUCCCAUAAAAAGGUGUCUGUCCAGGUGGAAGAUCUGACACAGAAGCCAGAGAUCUCCAUUCCAGACAUUCUGGUGUCUGGGUGCCAAGUGACCCUGAACUGUAUAGCUCCGGGAAGCUGUAGAGAGGGGAUGCCCCCCAACUUCCUCUGGACUGGCUCUGCUCUCUCCUCCCAGGGAUUUGUUUCCAAGGAUCUUAACUCCUCCAAACUCCUCUUCACCCCCAAAGCACAGGACCAUGGCACUAACCUCACUUGUCAGGUGACCUUCCCAGAGACCAAAGUGACCACAGAGACAACUGUCCAGCUCAGGGUUGCCUACCACCCAAGGAUGCUUGGCCCCUCUUGCUCAUGGGCAGAGGAGAGGUCACUCUGUACUUGCUCUGUCCAGGGAGACCUGGCUCCACCCUCCUUGCACUGGUGGGUGGGAGAGAGUAUUGUGCAUGAGAACGACAGUGACAACAAGCUCCUUGUGGUCCAAAACACCUCCAGGACCUGGACCAACAGCAGUCUGAUCCUGGCCAAGAGGCUGGACCCUGGCCUUGGCAUUCGCUGUGAAGGGAGGAGCCCCCAUGGGACCCACAGUGUCAGUGUCCUGCUCCUGGUACCAGGUAAAGCCUCUUCCAGUCCCUGGAAGUUCUUGGAAUGGAUUACGGGAGCCUUGUGUGGAAGCAUCAUUACUGCCCUGCUCUUCCCAUGCCUGGCAGUCUGCUUAAUAAAGAUGUUUAAGAGAAAGCUUUCAAAGAGGGACUUGGAGGCAGCAGCCUCUGGGACAAGAGCUGCACAUGUCUCCACUGUCAACCCACUGGCUGAACCUGAGAAUUCUGGGAAGCAAGGCCCCUCAGAGCACCCUCCCUCACCUGUGCUGGGCUCUUGCUCACAGGAAGAAGAGGACCAAGUACAAUAUGCCUCCAUCUCUUUCCAAGCCCAGAAGCCCCAAGAGAUUCCCAAGCCUGAAGACACUCACACUGAGUAUUCGGAGCUCAAGUUCCAAUAA
Molecule: messenger RNA, 1404 nt
Organism: Trichosurus vulpecula (common brushtail)
Lineage: Eukaryota; Metazoa; Chordata; Mammalia; Diprotodontia; Phalangeridae
Product: sialic acid-binding Ig-like lectin 13
Exons: 7
Coding region: 1-1404 (467 amino acids)
Source: RefSeq, a predicted model, not a curated record